Corvus hawaiiensis (hawaiian crow) is the source of this 526-nucleotide messenger RNA. RefSeq names its product signal peptidase complex subunit 1 (gene SPCS1). Gene Ontology annotation, biological process: protein targeting to ER. Gene Ontology annotation, cellular component: endoplasmic reticulum membrane; signal peptidase complex. The transcript has 4 exons. The record is from RefSeq and is a predicted model, not a curated record. The coding region runs from base 157 to 462 and encodes 101 amino acids. Lineage: Eukaryota; Metazoa; Chordata; Aves; Passeriformes; Corvidae.
UUCCGGCCAGCUCAGCAGCCGCCUUCCGCUCCGCCGCGACCAGCGCCGGUAGCCGCGGGGAGGCCGCGCCGCAACCCACGAACAGCAGGGCCCCGACCGGGAGCCAGGAGACGGCUGCGAAGAGGAGCGGGAAGAAGCCGGAGAGGCGCCGCCGCCAUGCUGAGCGUGUUCCGCUCCAUCCCCACGCAGAUGGACUACAAAGGCCAAAAAUUAGCAGAACAGAUUUUUCAAGGAAUCAUUCUUGUCUCUGCAGUAAUUGGUUUCAUCUAUGGAUACAUCACUGAACAGUUUGGAUGGACUGUCUACAUAGUUAUGGCCGGAUUUGCUUUAUCAUGUUUGCUGACGCUCCCUCCGUGGCCCAUGUACCGCCGCAAUCCCCUCAAGUGGCUGCCUGUCCAGGAGUCGGGCACGGAAGAGAAGAAGGCAGCAGACAGGAAGCCAAAGAGACAUGCUAAAAGCUAAAAAUGAUGGUUCUUCACGCUGUUACUUUGUUAAAUUUUGUUAAAUUAAUUUCCACUGAGUAAUA